GCCGGGAGCGUAGCAUCUGCAUUUCUAAGAGCUGGGCGCUGUGGGGAUUAAUAUUUCGGAGUUGAACGAGCCCCCGCCAGGCCCGUUGUUGUCGAGCGGGAACGUCGGCCUCAGAGAUGGCUUUGAGUAAGUCAAUGCAUGCAAGAAAUAGAUACAAGGACAAACCUCCUGACUUUGCAUAUCUGGCAUCCAAAUACCCAGAUUUUAAACAGCAUGUUCAGAUGAACCUGAAUGGAAGAGUAAGUCUUAAUUUUAAAGACCCUGAAGCAGUCAGAGCUCUGACUUGUACUCUCCUAAAGGAAGAUUUUGGACUUUCUAUUGAUAUUCCAUUGGAGAGACUAAUUCCCACAGUUCCCUUGAGACUCAACUAUAUCCAUUGGGUAGAAGACCUGAUCGGCCACCAGGAAUCUGACAAAAGUACUCUCCGAAGAGGAAUUGACAUAGGAACUGGGGCCUCCUGCAUCUACCCUUUACUUGGAGCAACUUUGAAUGGCUGGUAUUUCCUUGCAACAGAAGUGGAUGAUAUGUGUUUCAACUAUGCCAAGAAAAAUGUGGAACAGAAUAACUUAUCUGACCUAAUAAAAGUGGUGAAAGUACCCCAGAAGACACUCCUAAUGGAUGCUCUCAAGGAAGAAUCUGAAAUAAUCUAUGACUUUUGUAUGUGCAAUCCUCCCUUUUUUGCAAACCAGUUGGAAGCCAAGGGGGUAAACUCUAGAAAUCCUCGAAGGCCUCCACCUAGUUCUGUCAAUACAGGAGGAAUCACAGAGAUCAUGGCAGAAGGAGGUGAAUUAGAGUUUGUUAAAAGGAUCAUCCAUGACAGUUUACAACUUAAAAAACGAUUAAGAUGGUAUAGCUGUAUGCUGGGGAAGAAAUGCAGCCUGGCUCCACUAAAGAAAGAGCUUCGCAUCCAAGGGUGUCAUGUACCAUCACCACCAAGUAAACGAAGAAAGUUAGAAAAACCAAGGAAACCCAUUACGUUUGUAGUGUUGGAGUCUAUGAUGAAAGAAUUAGCCCUAAAAGCAUCCUCUUUGGGCUCUGAAACAGUGGAGGGCAUCGUGGUUGUGACUACCUGGAUAGAGAAGAUUCUCACUGACCUGAAGGUCCAGCACAAACGAGUUCCCUGUGGAAAUGAGGAAGUGAGCCUUUUCCUGACAGCCAUAGAAAACUCAUGGAUUCAUUUAAGGAGAAGGAAAAGAGAGCGAGUGAGACAGCUGAGGGAGGUUCCUCGAGCCCCUGAGGACGUCAUUCAAGCCUUGGAAGAGAAAAAGUCCACCCCUAAAGGGUCAGGCAGCAGCCAGGAUAUGGCCCAGGCCCCCCGGGAGAGUGCCCUUUGUGGGUCUGCUCUGCCUGAAGGCGAAUCUGCCACUGUGGAUGGCCACUGCCCAAGUCAGGAGUCACUGUCCCAAGAGGAAAUCCCAGAAGCCAUGGAGGAUGAAAGGAGUGAGGAAAGGGGAGGGAUGGCCGCUGUGGAAAGCUGCAUGGGCUCCAGCAAUGGGGCCCAGGACCAAGAGGCUUCUGAGCAGUUGGGAAGCACCGUGGUUGAGAAGGCAAAGCACCUCCAAGGAACAGCUGGACCGUACCUGUUCAAGUGUUUGAUCAAAGUUAAGAAGGAAGUAGAUGACACAUUAGUUGAAAUGCAUUGGGUUGCGGGCCAGAACAGAGAUUUGAUGAACCAGCUCUGUACCUAUAUUCGUAACCAAAUUUUCAGGCUUGUUGCCAGUUAACUCUAAAAUUCUUGCACAGUUAGAGGUGUCUAUGCGACUGGGAGUGUAACUGAGUGGCAGAGUGUAUUCUUAGGAUGCAGGAGGCCCUAAGUUCAAUCUUCAGCACAGAGAGAGAGAGAGAGAGGAAAGAUUUAUGAAACAGCCUACUUUGGAGGAACCUGUUGGGUAGCACUAUGAUAGCAUCUUAAAAAGCAGAAACCAGUCCAUCCAUUUUAACCCCCUCCCAACUUCUUAAGUCAUAGCUUUUAUAACUUUUGGGAAGAACUGUGAUUGUCAACAGCAAAAGGCUGUCAGUAAACUCAGAAGGGAUGUCAAGCUCAGUCAGGCUGGUCACCUCAGCUUUGGACUAGUUCUUUUUGAGGCCAGAAGGACUGUUUAUGUCAUCUAGUCUGGCCAGUGGUCAACAUUACCGAGAAUGCAAGGAGAGUUGGAAUACUCAUCCUAGACUGGAGGCAGUCCAGUGGGACUGAGGCCCAGAAGGCCUUCAAGACUGAAGCUGGGUUAAUAUGAUUGGCUAGUACUGUCCAGACCCCCAGAGAGGAGUUGGUCCCAUAGUAGGUUGCAGGAGAGUCAGGGAGAGAGGCAUUAGUUAGGCCAGGCAGAAGGACCCAUCUGGGAAUGCCUAAGAAACGGUGCACUCCUGGCUUGAUGCUGCUUGGAUGUUGCCCAUUUCAGAAGCAGAAUUAGGUAAGCAACAUUCCGAUACAUGACUGAGACUUACCAGUGCUCCUUUCCCCAUCUCCACCCUGGUGAAAGUACCAGAUGUGGCAGUUGUAUUGCUUUGUGAUUUUUGUUUCAACCUGUGAAGUGGAGCUUGUUUUGUUUUUAAUAUAUGAACAUUCAUAAUAGAAAACUGUCAAUCCUGUUUGGGUCUUGGGGUUAGGGAAAAUAUUUUCUUGCCUUUGAGUGGGUAAAUGGUUGAUGAUAGAAAUGAGAAAGAGAACAAAGUCUGAAGCUCCGUGGUUGAAUACUCACCGUGUGCAUGUGAAGUCCUGGGCUCAGUUGCCAGCACUGCAUGAUUCUCUUACAGGUGUGAGCCCCCACACCUGGCUUCCUCCUGCAAUUAUUUCUGAAAGCCCCUUGAACAUAUGUCUGUUCACAACCUCCUCUAGGGAGGAGUGGGAGAAGUUAGACCCAUGACAAGGGAGUGGGAUCAAUAAUCCAUUUCAAAUAACCAUUAUUCAAUUCCAGCCAUUCAACAGGAUGCAGAAACCCAUCAGGGGUCCACAGAGUCAAUAUUCAGCCCAGAGCCUUGGGUUCCUCCCAGGGCCUUAGAUUCCCUGCCUCUAGUAAUGUUUGGUUCUGCCACACUUAUUCCCUUUUCAUGUUUGGGUUGUAUAUGGGGCCCAGACCUAGCUUUUUUUUGAAUGACAUUUUAGGAUCCUUGAGUUAUAUGGCAACCAUCAGUAAGUAGUCAAUAAGUGUUUAUUGUUUUGCUUAUUGUUAUUGAAGAGUAUCAUAAGCUCAAAGAUUUUCAAAGAUUUAGCAUAAAUGCACUGGAGAUGUGGGUCAGUGAUAGAUGGCUUGACUAGCAUGCAUACAGCCCUGGGUCCAAUGCCAGCCCUGGGGGAAAUCGCUCCUGAUCUGGCCUUCUCUAUCACAACCACUGUGGGUCAGUGAUCUGGAGAAGACAGGUGGUGCCAGCUGACCAUACUUCCACUAUCUAUUUGGUUUCAUAUUGUACAUCUUCCUUUAGUAAGUGCUUUUUUGUAUGUUACAACAGUAGUAUUGUAUUUACACUGCUUGCCCGAUGAGAAGGUCCUCAGGCAGAGAAUCAGGCUUCUUGCCUAUCUGUAGGGAUUUUCAGAGAACAGUGUAUGUGGCUAGAAACUCAAGAAAUUGUGUCUAGGUCUUUGUAUGAUCCAGGCUGGAGGCAUGUUGUGGAAGUUUGUGCAGGAGUUGAGGUAAUGAUCCUAGAAUUAAAAAAGAAAUGUGACAAGGAUGAUGUCCAGAGUCUGGAAAACUAGAGCUAUGAAUGCCUUCUUCACCUUUGGAUGUCAUUUCCUUUCUCUGAGGAGAAAAGUUUAUUUCUCAAACUGUCUGAUGAGAGACACUGAGAACAUUAAAGAGAUUGUUUGCAUUCUGCAUGGCUUUCUAGUCAUGAGAUGUUUGUGAAGGCAUAUUCCUUCAAUGCAGGGGAAGAAACCAUUUAAACAAAUAGGUUACCAACUCACAUGUUCAGUGUUGGAUAACAGUCUCCCUAAGUGUCCGAGGUCAGCUUCAUGUUGGUCUUGGUAGAUUGGUAUGAAAUUAAAUCUUGGUGGAAUUAUCUUAAAUUCUAUUCUAGUCCCUGGCAUUGGCUUCUGAUGUCUUGAUAGCUAAAAUGGGAACAGAGGCUGAGCUUGUUUACCAGGGAACUAAAGCUGCUUUUGUUCUUUGGGAUCUGCUUUGGUUUUAUCAGUUUGGUUCCUUCGCCCCACAUCCUUGCCCACUGUUCCCACUGUAGAGCUUUGCCGCCUGUCCUGGCAUGUCUGGUUGUUUUGUGAAGGAGUUUGAGCUAAUCUUAAGGGUUCAUAUUGAUUGCUUUAGUAUAUGUUUUUUGCAAACAUAAAACCUCUCUUUUCUUGAUGGAAAUCAAAGCUUAUCACGUGAGUACACCAGCUUCAAGCCUCUGACAAAAAUAUUAAAGAUGCAAGGUGUAGAAGAAAUGAAAAAGCCUGUGGAAUGUCUGAGGUCUUUUAAGAAAGGGAAUUAAUGAAUACUUGACUGGUUGUUGGCGCCUCUUAUUUGGCCAGCAGCACUUCCUUCUGCCACCACAUAGGGGCACCCUCAGUCCUCUUAUCAAACGCCUUAACUUCACUGUGGAAAUGGAUAAAAUUGUGUCCAUGGAAUUUUCUUGAAAUACCUAGUUGCUACCCAGAUAAGUAUUUUUAUGUAAACAAAUACAAUUUUACAUUAAAAUUUUUGAAAAAUAAAA
This is a messenger RNA of Dipodomys ordii (Ord's kangaroo rat), 4641 nucleotides long. RefSeq names its product methyltransferase like 16 (gene Mettl16). Gene Ontology annotation, cellular component: nucleus. The transcript has 11 exons. Gene Ontology annotation, molecular function: 23S rRNA (adenine(1618)-N(6))-methyltransferase activity. The record is from RefSeq and is a predicted model, not a curated record. NCBI's taxonomy places the organism in Eukaryota, Metazoa, Chordata, Mammalia, Rodentia, Heteromyidae. Bases 117 to 1724 code for a protein of 535 amino acids. Gene Ontology annotation, biological process: rRNA base methylation.